GCCCCAGCGCGCCUCAGUCGGCGAGAGGCCGUUGGCGCGCGUGGAGCUGCUGCCCCCUGCGGCCGGCGCCGCGCCACCUCCGCUCCCCUCCCCGCCCUCCCGCCGCCGGCACUCGCCAUGGAGUCAGGCCCCCGGUGAGCCGGACGGGGGGGCCCCCCGCCGCGCCUCGAUGGCUCUGGUCACGGUGCAGCGCUCGCCUACCCCCAGCGCCACCUCCAGCCCCUGCGCCUCGGAGGCAGACAGUGGGGAAGAAGAAUGCCGGUCCCAGCCCAGGAGCAUCAGCGAAAGCUUCCUCACUGUGAAAGGUGCAGCUCUCUUCCUGCCACGAGGAAAUGGGUCGUCUACUCCCAGGAUCAGUCACAGGCGCAACAAGCAUGCAGGGGAUCUCCAGCAACACCUGCAGGCCAUGUUCAUCCUGCUCCGCCCGGAAGACAACAUCAGACUGGCUGUAAGACUGGAAAGUACCUACCAGAACCGCACCAGAUACAUGGUGGUAGUGUCCACCAACGGCAGACAAGACACCGAAGAGAGCAUUGUCCUGGGAAUGGAUUUCUCUUCCAAUGACAGUAGCACUUGUACAAUGGGCUUGGUGCUGCCACUGUGGAGUGACACCUUGAUCCACCUGGAUGGGGAUGGAGGGUUUAGCGUAUCGACAGAUAACAGGGUUCAUAUAUUCAAGCCAGUGUCUGUACAGGCAAUGUGGUCUGCCCUGCAGAGUUUACAUAAGGCUUGUGAAGUGGCACGGAGCAACAAUUACUACCCAGGGAGCCUCUUCCUCACGUGGGUCAGUUACUAUGAGAGCCAUAUCAACUCCGACCAGUCGUCAGUCAAUGAGUGGAAUGCCAUGCAAGAUGUCCAGUCCCACCGGCCCGACUCGCCUGCCCUCUUCACAGAUGUCCCGACUGAGCGGGAACGCACAGAACGGCUAAUUAAGACCAAGUUAAGAGAGAUCAUGAUGCAGAAGGAUUUGGAGAACAUCACGUCAAAAGAGAUACGCACCGAGCUGGAGAUGCAGAUGGUAUGUAACCUGCGGGAAUUCAAAGAGUUCAUUGACAAUGAAAUGAUAGUGAUCCUUGGGCAGAUGGACAGCCCCACGCAGAUAUUUGAUCAUGUCUUUUUGGGCUCAGAAUGGAACGCCUCCAAUUUGGAAGACUUGCAGAACAGAGGGGUGCGGUAUAUUUUGAAUGUGACUCGAGAAAUAGAUAACUUCUUCCCUGGCCUCUUUGAAUACCAUAAUAUUCGGGUAUAUGAUGAAGAAGCAACAGAUCUUCUGGCUUAUUGGAAUGACACCUACAAAUUCAUCUCCAAGGCAAAGAAAAAUGGUUCUAAGUGCCUGGUGCACUGCAAGAUGGGAGUGAGCCGCUCGGCGUCCACGGUGAUCGCCUACGCCAUGAAGGAGUACGGCUGGAACCUGGACAGGGCUUACGACUACGUGAAGGAACGGCGCACGGUCACCAAGCCCAACCCCAGCUUUAUGCGGCAGCUGGAGGAAUACCAAGGGAUCCUGCUGGCCAGCAAACAGCGGCAUAAUAAACUGUGGCGCUCGCACUCAGACAGUGACCUCUCGGACCAUCACGAGCCCAUCUGCAAGUCUGGGCUGGAGCUGAACAAAAAGGAGAUCACCACCUCAGCCGACCAGAUCUCAGAGGCAAAGACCAACGACAACCAGCAGCCGAUGUCUCCCAUCUACUCAGCUGAGGUAGACAGGGAGCAGCAGCUCCCAGAGGAUGCAAACAUGAUCGAGGAGAUGUGUGUGAAGGAGAGAAGGAUCCACCUAGAAUUUACAUGUCGAGACUUCCACGCUGAGCAGAUGGAGGACAAGCUGAACCUGAACAAUAUCAAUGGCUGUACAGCAGGAUGUUGUGUAGACUCUGUCCCCCCCGAUAAUUGCCAUGCUUCUGAGGCCUUAAUGCAACUCCAGCACCCCUUGGACAUAACAGAGUUUCCUGAUCUGACAGUGGACGAUCUAGAAAAAGAUGCCCUUAAGCCUGAUAUGAACGUGCACUUGGUUCCCAUGGAAGAAUUCACUUCGUGCUUAAAAGACUUUCCUCAGUCCCCAAACCAAAAUUCCCCGAGCCUCCAACAGAAUCCCCAGCCCGAAGUGACAGACCUCAGUGCAGACAGGAUUGAUUUCUUCAGUGCUUUGGAAAAAUUCGUGGAGCUUUCCCAGGAGAGCCGGUCACGCACCUGCUCCCAUUCCAGGAUGGAGGAGCAAGGGAGUGGAAGGAAUGGGGUCUCCAGGGUGCCUGUGCUGGAGGUGCCUCCUGCUGUGGAGGGGGGUGCAGAUGCUCGAAGGAACAGCUCUGGAAACUCUCCUCAGGCAUCAGAUGAUUCUUCCACAGAUGAAGAACAACAAAAGGAGGUGCCCGAGCUGCCUAGCGCAGGCCAUCUCACAAGAUCCCACUCAGAAAAUGCCAUUUCUGUGAAGGAAAUUAUCACAGAGAUCGAGUCGAUCAACCAGGGAGCAGGACCUGCCCAGCAGAAAGAGGGUUCAGCCAACCUCACCCAGACACCAAAGAGGAGCACAGUGCAUGACCUGCCCGUGGAGGCAGUUUGGGCAUUGGAAAGGGUGGAACAGAGCGAAGAAGCCUGUGCUGGACACCAGGAAAAGGAGAAGGACCCUCUGCAAGCUGAGCAAGAAGCCUCCCCCUCCCUGCAAGUGUCUUCUGGUAAAUCAGACCUGGAGGAAAGCAGCCCUGGGGGGGAGCAGCAGGAGCCACGCGGCUCCAUCAACCCUGAGCCCAAGUGGUGCCCGGGCUCCGUCCGGCGAGCCACCCUGGAGUUCGAGGAGCGCUUGAGGCAGGAGCAGGAGCACCAGCACACACCCUCGGUCUGCAUCUUACCAACCCGCAAGAACUCCAGGAACGACUCUCCCGCUGCCGAGCUCCUGCCGCGGGGGAAGAGCGAGGAGCCGCCCCUGGAGCUGGCUCCGGAGGUCGACAAGGCACGGGGUCCGGGUGCCGAGGAGCUGCUGCUGCCUCCCGGGGCAGAGCUGCCUGCAGAGCCCAGCCCGGGGCAGGAGGGAACAGCACAAGAACACAGGACAGUGGUCUCAACUGAUGGGAUGGAGGAACCAUCCCUGCCCUCCCUCCUCCCAAAGAGAGUUGAAAUCGUCGAAUACGCUCCCACGGCCAAGUCUGCAGAGCGCCCCGACACAAGCUGUGAGCAGGGCGGGCUGGCCGCGGCUGUCCCGUCUUUAGAUGAAAACUUGAACCCUUCAUUGUGCUCAGAGAAGGCACCAACCUGUCUCAGAGCUCUGACCCUGGUAAAUCUCUCGCUGCCGGAGCACGCGGUACACAAGCAGGCCACCUUCACCGUGGGCAGCCCCAGCGAGGAAGGUGGUGGGUUAUCUCUUCACCUCGGUGCUGCUUCUCCUGCCCAGGUGAGCUCUGCGCCUUCAGCCAGCCCGGAUGGUGGUUCUUACCCCUACGUAAUUCACCUGGAAGGCGUCACUGAGCAGAGCACGGGUACAGACGAUGAGCCGGUCGCGCCGUGUGGCGUUGAGGGAGACGCGACUCUCCCAUUCAGGGACAGACCCAAGCCUCUCUGCAGGGCGGGGACCGGCACCUCAAGGCAGCUGAGCGGCGAGGGCUUCACCGGCCAACGUGCUGAAAACAUGGACCUUCUGGACAUCUCUUUCCUGUGCUACGGCCUCCCCCACAGCCCCAGCAGCCACAGCAUAGAGGAGCGCAGCAACAGCCCCGGGCUGGUCAAGCAACGAGCGAAGGAAAUAGAGGCUCGGAUCCGGCACGCCGGGCUCACCACACCCUCCCACAUGAAACGCUCGGCGUCCUUGGCCAAACUGGACUGCCUGGACCUCUCCAAGGACGACUUAUCCGAGAGGCAGUCGGCCUCUUCCGAUGCCAACCCGGUGCUUCUCACCUGUGUUGCCCUCGGUCGAGGUUUUCGCGGGGGGAGGUUGGAGAGGGGCUCGGAGAGCGCGUGCGGAAAGCAUCGCCUUUCCUCCCCAGAGCCCGCUAAGCAUUUUGUGGAACAGCUCAGAACAGCCGAGUGCAUUGCCCAGAGCAAGCCGGUGGAGAGGCCGCUAGCUCAGUACGCCAAAGAGUGCGGCUCCAGCCAGCAGAGCUUGUUUUCCAGCGCGGAUCCGACGUGGACUAGCUCUGAGGAGGGUCCUCCACUGCUCCAGGUGCAGGUCCUGGACUCCUUGUCUGUAGCUCGAGGUCUGGCUGUCGCACCCAGGCAGCAGCACGGGAGAACUCACCCUCUGAGGAGGCUCAAAAAGACCAAUGAUAAAAAGCGGACAACCAAUCCCCUCUAUAAUACCAUGUGAUCCUGAGCCCUCGGCUGUGAUUUCUUACCGAGAACCCGUGGUGUUGCGUUCACGCAAGGGGCAGGUGUAAUAUAAGGAACAUGCACUUUAUUGGUUAAUUUUAUAUAUAUAUUGUCAUUUUACUGUUCCUGGCGCAUGUAGGUGUGGGUUGGUUCUUCUGUGUGUGACUCUGACUGCAGGACUGUUUGGGUUUUUUUAAGGUUUUUUUUAACUCAGAUAACCUCAAAUGUUCGUUUUUGGUUUUUGGGUUUUUUUUUUUUUUUGUUAGUUUGUUUUAAAAGAACACCUUUAUCAUGCGAAAAUUGAUGUUGGCUUGCUUUGGCAAGGUGGAGUUUUGCUUAGAACCAGAUCCUAGUUCCUAACUUGAAUUUUCCCCAUGCCUUGAAAUGGUGCUGGGCAGUUGUUGGGGUGAGAGCCCCCAUAAAUGUGAAGGCUGUGCCAAGGUCGCUUUGUUUGGCCUUUCUUUUAUUUCUGCAAACUGGAACUCCACGAUGCUGGCAGAUCCCUCACAGAGUCGCUUCAGGACAAACCCCUCCCCGGGCUCGGUUCGGCUGGUGCCUCCCCAGAAGGAGCACACGGAGGUGAAUCCUCCAGAAGGAUGGGCUCUGGAAACCCCCCCGGGCACCGAGAUCAGCGCUCACCUCCUGGGCUGGGUCACGCAGAGCCCCCCCGUUUUGCGGCGAGGUGGAGCAGAGCUCCUCCACGAAGCUGCCAAGCUCACCUCUCCUCAGCUGCCCCCGACCAGCGAGUGAGAGGAGGAGAGCCCUCAAAGCCAGUGUGUUCUUUUAAAACAAAUGCCUCGUUAGGGUUUUAACCCUCCCAUUACUUGAAUACUGCUGUGGGCCUUCCAAGUUCAUGGCCAUAUCAUCUGUCCUCUGCCCUUCUGCUGCCUCCCCUACACUCGAAAGCUGUUCUUGUCUCGUGCUGCCCGAGUUUUCCUCUCCCCUCUGCCAUACUCACAGGCACUUCUCAGAGGCUGUUGAAAUUGUUACACGAUGUAUUGCCCCUACUGAAUGCAAAGCUUUGUCCUCUCUGCUGUCGCUCCUAACACUUGACCCAGAGGGAAGGUCUUUUCUGGAAGUUUUUUCUUUUUUUUUUUUUUCCUAAAUUGUAUAUAUGGUAUUUAUAUAGAAUUUUUUGUUGUUGUUUCUAUGUUGUUUUUUUUUUUUUAAAAAAAGGACAAGACUGCAUUCUAUAAACUGGAAAACAAAACCACCUUACUCAAACUCAGUGCUCUUCGUUGUAAUCUGCACAGAAAUGGGAGCGGAUUUGACAUUGUAAGCUGUCUUCCCUUUCCAAAAGUGAGCCUCGGUGCCAGCCUUUGCCAAACGUGUCCCUUCUCCUCCAGUCCUGCGUGAACCCCCGUCGCCCUGCUGCGGGAAGAGGACUGCAUAUCUGCCCGUCUCCCUCUCGCUUGAAGCUGGGAUUCAGAAGCGCCGGUUGGAAGUGGAAAGCUGUGUGCUGCUCCGAGCCAUUCUGCAGGUUCCUGCUUCCCCGGAGCACCGGCGUUUUGGAGGGUCUGCUCCAAAUUUUAUCAAAUUAUUUUAUGGUUCCCGAGCCGUUUGGCUAAAUCAAACCUCCUCCUUUCCAGCCGUGCAUAUCCACAGAUUGUAUGUGUGCUGUAGCAGCAGAGAGAAAGGCGCUUUGGCCACAGGAGAGCUCUGGGUCCUGUUUGCAGUCCCGUGGCAGGUCUGUGGCAGAAGAGCGUGUCUGAGCCGGUGCUGGGCUCUGGCCCAGACCUGCCCUCCGGGGAGGAGCGAAGCGGAGAGAAGAUGCAGAAUGGCUCCAGCUGCCGAAAGCCCAGCGCGGAGGACGCGGUGUGGGAGGAGCAGCCGCCAAGGCCGUGCCUAGAAAGCAGCGCUGAUGCUGCAGAGCCUUGAGCUGGGGCAAGCUCGUCUCGAGCCGGAGGGGAGCGCGCAGCACCGGAGCGUUGUGCUGUAUCGGGAAGCAGCGUGUGUCUGCCCUGGGGAAGGGGUGCCUGUAGCCCCCCAGCUUGCCCGCAGCCGGUGGCAGAGGUUAGCCUCGCAGGUUGUAAGGUAAUCCCACCUCACUGCCCUCCCAGGGAUCCUCCCGCACUGCCUUGCAGCGCGCCCGGGCACAGGGCCCUGAGCGUGUCGGUCCUUGUCCAGCGGCAACGUGGGCUUCGUCCCUUUCCGAGGAGUUUGAGCUCUGCUGGGGGGGGGGGGGGGGGGUGGUUGCCAUCCGUGCUAGCUGCAGCCUGGAGCGCAGCCCGGUAGCCCAGCAGGGCCCUGUCUUGGGUCAAAUAGGACGUCAUCCCAGGCCAUUUCGGUCACCCAAGUCCCUGGCCCAGGUGGCCAGAUGCUUCUUCGGGACGCUGAAAGACAUUUGGCUUUUCCUAGCCCGCUCCAGCUGGCUUUGGAGCUGGGCAGGCAGCGUGGAAAGGCCAAGUGGCUCAUAUAAUCUUGUGAAGGACAGUUCCAGUCCUUGCCUCCCCCACAAACCUCACCAGACCCCGCCGCCCACCGUUCCUGCCCCCAAGGACAUGUCUGCCUGUCCCUCCGCGGGCGGAAGGGACGGGGUGCUGCCAAGCCUGCCCUGUGUUGGAGGGAGCAUGCUUGGCUGACAGCAUGUCCUGGUGACAAGGAUCUGCUUGGGAGGGGACAGCCCUGUGUAUUAUUUGUUCCCUUGAGAAGGGAGGAGGAAGAGGAAGGGGAUCAGGUGUCUUUGCCCAGCUUCAUCUCAGGAGAAAUGCCCUGUAGGAAGGCUCUUCCACACUGACCAGAAACGCUGCUUCCUUCCAAUACUCUGUGGCUGUCCGGGUGCUUCAGCUGGGGAGAGCAGCAAAGGGGCAAAGGCCCUUGCAGGGAGGUGCUUUGCUGUCCCCUUGUCCUCAGCUCUGGCCCAGCACAACUCUGGUUUUUUUUUUUUUUUUUCUCUGGGAAGCCUGUGGACAGGCGGAGGGAGUCAGGGAAGGUGGUUCUCUGGCAAAAUUACAAAGGCGUUGGAGCUCUGGGGGCUCUGACCUGGGCAGCAGAAAGGGGAAGGGGCUGGAGGGGCACGUGGCAUGCAGCUCCGCGGGGGCCCUGGCUCCUCCUGGGCCAGUGCCUGGGCAACGAAGCCACCCAGCCCCUGGCAUCAGCGGUCUCUGCCUGGGGACCGGUGUCCCUCCUCCAUGCUGGUAGCUCGUGGGUGGGUGGUGCCUGGCUCCUGGUCCCUGUGGCCACCCCACGAGAGCUUCUUGUGACCCACUGAGCUCCACGGGGAGCAGCACCUCCAGGGUGCUCAGCAGCUGACAAGCCUCGCUGAUAGAGGGGUUUUAGGAACAACGUGUUGUUUUAAGGGCAUUUUUGUACAAAGCAACUGUUCUUUUGGUCUCUUGCAAAGCCCUCUCGGAGGAUGCUUUAUUGUUUACAUUGACUCCUGUACGAUAUCUCAGCCAUCGCCCCCCCCUCGCCCGCCCCCUCUCCGGCUGUACUGUAACGUGUGAGCCUUGCACAAAUGGAUAGCGUGCGCGUGAAACUGGUUUUUACACUGCGUUCUGUUGCACUCGAUGGCGUGUGUGCGUGCGUGUGUCCGGUCUGCUUGAGAAGUCGUGACGUGUACAAAUCUCUCCCCUUUCGGCCCUUUCCCGGCGGCACGGUCCCAGCGGGUGGCGGGAGGGUCAGGAGGUGACGCCGCUUCUGACUCACUUGGGUGUUAAGCGGGGCAGGGAUUAGCUCUGUGUCCCUCUGCCAGCGCAGGCCUGGUGGCAGGUAUCCCACCCCAGCUCCGGCUGCUCCGGGGACCUCCUGGGAAUUGGCACAGGCACCAGGGGCUCUGAGAGCCCCACAGCGCUCCUGGCCCGGCGGCGGGAGGAAGCCGUGCCCGCCGCAGGUCCCCUGCUCCCGGCACGGUGCGUCCUGCCUUAAUCUGGGUUUAGCUCCACACAAGCCCCCACGCUUCUCCCUGAGUGGGACCCCCUGAGCCCUUGCUGGAGUGGGGCCGAGGCCGGGGUGCAGGCUGGGCAGAAGGCUCUGGGUCGCCCUCCGGCAGUGCCACCAGCGGUGCCAACAGCCAGCCCGCGCUGCAGACAUCUCUGUUGGCACAAAAGAAGGUGCCAGUGCCUUUUCUUUUCCCGUGUGGAGAUGCGACGUCCGUGGGCUGGUUUGCAGGGGUUGCCCUGGGGCCGAGCAGUCCGGCCGCACCGUGUCCUGGAGCAGGAGUCCUUGGGGACGGCUGGUGGUGGAGUUGCAAACUGGGGAGGGGAGCGUUUCUGUCUGCCCCCCCCCCCCCCCCAGGCUCUUCCUUGGUGGCUGGGAUUGUCCCCUUUCCCCCUAAAGACUUUAUGACCGAUGUGCUCAGCUGUUUUUAAAUGUGAACUUGUGCACUGAUGUGCAGAUUCAAUGUUCUUGUUACCGAAUGAAUAAAGUUUUAUUUUGAAGAUGA
Messenger RNA from Tyto alba (common barn owl), 8677 nucleotides. RefSeq names its product slingshot protein phosphatase 2 (gene SSH2). Bases 170 to 4291 code for a protein of 1373 amino acids. Gene Ontology annotation, cellular component: cytoplasm. Gene Ontology annotation, molecular function: protein tyrosine/serine/threonine phosphatase activity; actin binding. The record is from RefSeq and is a predicted model, not a curated record. NCBI's taxonomy places the organism in Eukaryota, Metazoa, Chordata, Aves, Strigiformes, Tytonidae. Gene Ontology annotation, biological process: actin cytoskeleton organization; negative regulation of actin filament polymerization; protein dephosphorylation. The transcript is spliced from 15 exons.